Puccinia triticina is the source of this 939-nucleotide messenger RNA. RefSeq lists its product as uncharacterized. The transcript has 4 exons. Bases 1 to 939 code for a protein of 312 amino acids. Lineage: Eukaryota; Fungi; Basidiomycota; Pucciniomycetes; Pucciniales; Pucciniaceae. The record is from RefSeq and is a predicted model, not a curated record.
AUGGUGUUCGACUCCGGUGAUCCUUGCAACUUCUUUCUGGGAAGUUUGCCACUCACUCUCCGUGGUUCUUUCAAGCCAACCGUUCUAAUGCUCGGAAACGCUUUCACCGACUGGGAAGGUCAGCAGUCACCCUUUGACCCCUCCGACCCGGCUGGAAUACAACAUUGUCUUUACUGCUUCGAUUCACUGUACUCCGAGUUAAAGAGCCAGAGCAACUACGAUGAUAAUCUCUUGAAUAAACUGGAAGAAAGUAUAGGUACCUCCGAGUUCCCCUUAUUUGUUACGUGGAAUAUUAUAUCCAAUGGAGCUCGACCAAAACUUAGAGGAUGUAUCGGGAACUUCGCGCCUAGUCCAUUGAACGAGGGGUUAAAGGACUAUGCAGUGAUUAGUGCUCUCAAAGAUCACCGUUUUUCGCCCGUCACCCUUACAGAUCUCAAGAGACUGAGCUGUACAGUUUCCUUACUUCACAGUUUUGAAGACUGCACAACAUUUACCGAUUGGACGAUCGGCCAGCACGGGAUCUACGUCCAUAUUCCUGACCCUAAUCAACCGAUCACUAGCAAUUCGCCCUCUGAGCCGAUCACGCCGUCCUCCCAAGAUGCUGAACAUUCUGCCAGCCCUGAUGCUUUGGUAGACGUAUUGUCCCAGGUCCAAGCCACACCAUCAGCCACUCCAAUUUCUAGAAAUCGCCCAAGGUCCUGGGCCGGGCAGAAUCGACGACGAAUGAUGAGUGCGACUUACUUGCCCGACGUUGCUGGCGAGCAAGGUUGGACGAAAGUCGAGGCAAUCGACUCGGCAAUCAGAAAAGCUGGCUGGAAAGGCCCUAUUACACCGGCACUACGCAGCUCGCUAAUUAUUGAAAGGUAUCAAUCUUCUAAAUUUACCGCGACCUAUCAAGAUUGGAAAGACUGGAGAGCGCAGUUAGGUUUCCCAAUCUAA